Ramularia collo-cygni is the source of this 1569-nucleotide messenger RNA. RefSeq names its product related to Putative glucan 1,3-beta-glucosidase. The record is from RefSeq and is a predicted model, not a curated record. Gene Ontology annotation, cellular component: extracellular region; cell surface. Gene Ontology annotation, molecular function: glucan endo-1,6-beta-glucosidase activity. Gene Ontology annotation, biological process: glucan catabolic process. The transcript has 3 exons. Lineage: Eukaryota; Fungi; Ascomycota; Dothideomycetes; Mycosphaerellales; Mycosphaerellaceae. Bases 1 to 1569 code for a protein of 522 amino acids.
AUGAAAAACUUCCUAGGCCGCGCCAAAGCAGCCGCUCAAAGAACCCUACCAAACAACUUUGACGGCACUGCAGACAGACCUUCUGUGAUUGGUCCUCCUACUCUGGCAGAUGUCACCUACUAUCGCUAUGCACACGGAGUGAACCUGGGAUCUGUUUUCGUGCAAGAAAAGUGGCUGACUGGCGCCUUCUAUCCCGAAACCUGCUCUGGCACCUCGGAACUUUCAGCCGUCACGGAUUGGUUCAAGAGGGAAGGGCUUGAAAAGACGCGAGAUCGAUAUCAGAAGCAUUGGAAGGAAUAUGUGAGCGAUGCUGAUUUGGACUGGCUUCGAGAUGUUGCCAAGUGUAAUUCUGUGCGGCUCCCCAUAGGCUACUUCACCCUUGGGCCGGCUUAUUGUCAUGAUACGCCUUUUGAGGAGGUUUCGUUUGUGUAUCAACAUGCUUGGGACUAUGUGAAGCUCCUGGUCAAACGCUGCCAGCAACGGGGCAUCGGGACCCUCUUGGACUUUCAUGCUCUACCCGGUGGAGCCAACUCUGGAGAUCACAGCGGAACUGACAGCGGAAAGACUGAAUUCUGGAAGCGAAGGGAGAACAAAGCUCUGGCAACGCGAUGUCUGUGCUUCAUUGCGCAUCAAGUCGAGAAGAUGGAGGGAGUUGCUGGUAUUCAGCUUGUCAACGAGWCGGAAACGAAUGCGCCGGGAAUGUAUGAGUGGUAUGAAAGCGUUCUGGCAGAGUUCAGCAAGAUCAAUCCUGCCAUUCCAGUGUACAUCUCGGAUGCUUGGGAUCUUGAGAAGGCCGUUCAAUGGAGUCUCAAGAAGAAUACGUCGUCUUCACGUGGGUGUCCGGUGGUGAUCGAUACACAUCUCUACUGGUGCUUCACCGAUGGUGAUGGGCAGAAAUCUCCCCAGCAGAUUACAGGCGAGGUCUGGAGCAAGCUCCGGGAGCUCGACGGCAAAGAAGGAAAAGUUGUCGCAAAUGGAGCCGUCCAGCUGAUUGUCGGAGAAUAUAGCUGCGUCCUCUCCGACAAGUCAUGGCAGCUGAGUGUGAAUGAUCCCAAAGACAAGCUUGUUCAGCAAUUCGGUCACGCCCAAUCGCAGAGAUACCAGCAGCGUGCAGGAGGGUGCUACAUGUGGACAUACCGUAUGGACUGGAUGCCGGGAGGGGAAUGGGGCAUGAAGCAGAUGACCGAGCAGCUCGCCAUCAUUCCGCCACCAGCUCUCACUUUAGGCAUCGAGGAGAUUCAGAAUCGGAUCAGCCACGCGCAGUCUCAAUUAGAUGGUCGAAGAGGCAAUGCCUUCGGAUCACAUUGUCAGUACUGGGACAGCAAAUUUCCAGGCCAGUAUGAGCAUUGGCGGUAUGAGCUCGGAUAUGGCGUUGGAUUCUCCGAUGCAAUGACAUUCUUCGGGAUGCGGAGUCGGAGUCACCUGCACGGCGCAGACAAGAUUGGUAUGCUGGAGCUUUGGGUGUUGAAGAGGAUUCGGGAUAGUGGACAGGGUGGAAAUUGGGUCUGGGAAUAUGAGGAGGGCCUCAGACAGGGCAUUCGAGGUUUCUAUGAGUGCGUUGGGGUGUGA